This is a messenger RNA of Telopea speciosissima, 633 nucleotides long. RefSeq lists its product as uncharacterized. The record is from RefSeq and is a predicted model, not a curated record. Bases 1 to 633 code for a protein of 210 amino acids. NCBI's taxonomy places the organism in Eukaryota, Viridiplantae, Streptophyta, Magnoliopsida, Proteales, Proteaceae. The transcript has a single exon.
AUGCCGGACCAUGACACUAUUCCGGUUGGUGAGUCAAGCGAUGUGCAGGGAGGAUCAUCGCAGACUUCUAAAAUGACUACUAUGGAUCCCUCCUCCCUGUAUCAUCUUCAUCACUCUGAUAAUCCAGGUGCUCUCCUCGUCUCCACACCUCUCAAUGGUGAUAACUAUCCUACCUGGCGACGUGCCAUGUGUAUGGCCCUAUUUGCGAAAAAUAAAAUGAUGUUCGUGGAUGGGAGUCUCCCGCGUCCCACUUCGCCACUCUCUGCUGUCCAGACAUGGGAUCGCUGCAAUUUCAUGGUGUUAUCAUGGAUCCUCAAUGUCCUCACCCGCACCAUUGCUGAUAGCCUGAUUUACGCUGAAACUGCUUCUUCUGUUUGGAAGGAGCUUGAGGACUGUUUUUCUGGUGGUAAUGCCGCUCGAGUUUUUCAACUCAAGAGCUCCAUUGCAACCAUACAACAGGGGACGGAUUCCCUCUCUUCUUAUUUCACACGGCUGAAGGUUCUUUGGGACGAGUUAGCAUCAUAUGUUGCUGUUCUAACAUGUUCAUGUAGCGCGCAAAAUGCCCUUCACUCGGCUGGCCAGCAAGAGCGUGUGUUUCAAUUUUUAAUGGGAUUGUCGGAUGUCUAUGCAUAG